AUGGGUGGUGGUAAUGGCCAGAAAGCCAAGAUGGCGCGUGAGAAGAAUUUGGAGAAAACGAAAGCUUCGAAAGGAAGCCAACUGGAUUCUAACAAGAAGGCCAUGAAUAUUCAGUGCAAGGUGUGUAUGCAGACAUUCAUGUGCACUACCACUGAGGUGAAGUGCAGGGAACAUGCUGAAGCAAAGCAUCCCAAGGCUGACGUGUAUACUUGUUUCCCUCAUCUAAAGAAGUGA
Striga hermonthica is the source of this 234-nucleotide messenger RNA. NCBI's taxonomy places the organism in Eukaryota, Viridiplantae, Streptophyta, Magnoliopsida, Lamiales, Orobanchaceae. The record is from the annotation of a GenBank genome assembly.